Monoraphidium neglectum is the source of this 228-nucleotide messenger RNA. RefSeq lists its product as hypothetical. The record is from RefSeq and is a predicted model, not a curated record. NCBI's taxonomy places the organism in Eukaryota, Viridiplantae, Chlorophyta, Chlorophyceae, Sphaeropleales, Selenastraceae. The transcript is spliced from 2 exons. The coding region runs from base 1 to 228 and encodes 75 amino acids.
AUGGUGGGCCAGCGCGCCUUCGAGGCGCUCCACAUGCUCAUUCGAAUGCAGGCCGGCGCCGAGUGCGGCGGCGGCGACGGCGGCGCCGGCGGCGGCGGCGGCGCAGGGAACGGUGGCGCGGGCGACGCGCUGCGGGCGUCGGUGCUGCGGAUAAUACCGGAGUCAAAGCUCGACGUGCUGCCGCUGAUGUUCAGGCUGCUGUACGCGGAGGGGCAGCUAGAGGGCUGA